This is a messenger RNA of Talpa occidentalis (Iberian mole), 4016 nucleotides long. RefSeq names its product cholinergic receptor nicotinic beta 1 subunit (gene CHRNB1). The record is from RefSeq and is a predicted model, not a curated record. Gene Ontology annotation, cellular component: neuron projection; synapse; postsynaptic membrane. The coding region runs from base 45 to 1562 and encodes 505 amino acids. The transcript is spliced from 11 exons. Gene Ontology annotation, molecular function: transmembrane signaling receptor activity; acetylcholine-gated monoatomic cation-selective channel activity. Gene Ontology annotation, biological process: regulation of membrane potential; chemical synaptic transmission; monoatomic ion transmembrane transport. NCBI's taxonomy places the organism in Eukaryota, Metazoa, Chordata, Mammalia, Eulipotyphla, Talpidae.
CUGGCUGCUCACCGAGCGAAUUCACUGAAAGACGCGGCCAGGCGAUGACCCCAGGGGCGCUGCUGCUGCUGCUGGGGGCGCUGGGGAUGCCACUCGCCCCGGGCGCCCGCGGCUCGGAAGCAGAGGGCCGGCUCCGGGAAAAGCUUUUCUCGGGCUAUGACAGCUCGGUGAGGCCGGCGCGGGAGGUGGGAGACCGCGUCGGGGUCAGCAUUGGUCUCAGUCUGGCGCAGCUCAUCAGCCUGAACGAGAAGGAUGAGGAGAUGAGCACAAAGGUGUACCUAGACUUGGAGUGGAAAGACUACAGGCUGAGCUGGGACCCCACAGAGCACGAAGACAUCGAUUCCCUGCGCAUCACCGCCGAAUCUGUGUGGCUUCCGGACGUGGUGCUCCUGAACAACAAUGAUGGAAAUUUUGACGUCGCGCUGGACAUUAACGUCGUGGUGUCCUCUGACGGCUCCGUGCGCUGGCAGCCCCCGGGCAUCUAUCGUAGCAGUUGCAGCAUUCAGGUCACCUACUUCCCCUUCGACUGGCAGAACUGCACCAUGGUGUUCAGCUCCUAUAGCUAUGACAGCUCAGAGGUCAGCCUGCAGACUGGCUUGGGUCCUGAUGGGCAGGAGAGGCAGGAAGUGCACAUUCAUGAAGGGACCUUCAUUGAGAAUGGCCAAUGGGAGAUUAUCCACAAACCUUCUCGGCUAGUCCAGCCUCCAGUGAGUCCUAGGGGUGGUGGGGAAGGACGGCAUCAUCAAGAAGUCAUCUUCUACCUCAUCAUUCGCCGGAAGCCUCUCUUCUACCUCGUCAACGUUAUUGCCCCAUGCAUCCUCAUCACUCUCCUGGCCAUCUUUGUCUUCUACCUUCCACCAGAUGCAGGAGAGAAGAUGGGGCUCUCCAUAUUUGCCCUGCUGACCCUUACUGUGUUCCUGCUGCUGCUGGCAGACAAAGUUCCUGAGACAUCCCUAUCGGUCCCCAUCAUUAUCAAGUACCUCAUGUUUACCAUGGUGCUCGUCACUUUCUCAGUCAUCCUUAGUGUUGUAGUCCUCAACCUGCACCACCGCUCACCCCACACCCACCAAAUGCCCCUUUGGGUCCGUCAGAUCUUUAUCCACAAGCUCCCUCUGUACCUGGGUCUGAAGAGGCCCAAACCUGAGAGAGACCAGAUGAUGGAGCCACCUCCUCUAGCUCUCAGGGAUUCGCCAGGAAGUGGCUGGGGCCGGGGAACAGAUGAAUAUUUCAUCCGGAAACCACCGAGUGAUUUUCUCUUCUCCAAAACCAACAGGUUCCAGCCUGAACUCUCUGCCCCAGACCUGAGGCGAUUUUUCGACGGUCCAAACCGGGCUGUGGGCCUGCCUCCUGAGCUACGGGAGGUCGUUUCCUCCAUCGGCUACAUCGCUCGACAGUUGCAGGAACAGGAGGAUCUCGACGCGCUGAAGGAAGACUGGCAGUUUGUGGCGAUGGUAGUGGACCGCCUCUUCCUGUGGACCUUCAUUAUCUUCACCAGCGUUGGGACCCUAGUCAUCUUCCUGGAUGCAACAUACCACUUGCCCCCUGCUGACCCCUUUCCCUGAGUGCUAACGAGAGAGAGAGAGAGAGAGAGAGAGAGAGAGAGAGAGAGAGAGAGAGAGAGAGAGAGAGAGAGAGACCCACGCCCUCGGUCAGUUGAAUGGAGAGUGCGGCAGUACUCUCAAGUUCUACUCCUUUCUGCCUCACCUCCUUCACUAGGAAUCCCUUCCUCUCGGCAUUGCCUUUCAGGGAGGGAGUGGAAGUGAAGGUCUUGGGCCCUCCUGAAAUACACUACUAGCUUAUUUACUCUUUGGCUUUUUGAAGACCCUCUUUUAGAUAGCAGCGCUUAGAUCCCCAAUGAAAUGGAACAAAGAACAAGAACUAAGCCUUAGAAGGGCAUGAACUGUGUCAUUCAUGUUCACUGUAAUAUCACUGGCCCCUGCCAUAGGCCCUUAACUAGAGAUGUUUAUCAUUAGUUGAAUCAUAGGGCAAAAAAAAAUUUUUUUUUCUGGAAGAAAAUACACCAAUUAAUAGUGCUUAUAUUUGCAUGUUGGGACUAGUGAUUUUUUUUCCUCCUUUUUUACCUCUCUGUAAUUUAUGAUGUUUUGUGAUGAGUAUUAUUAUAGGAUAAAAAAGGUCAUUUCUAAAAGGAUGUAUUUGUAAUGAGGGAGGAAAAAAGCACAUUUAAAAAACCUCCAUUCAAGUUCCAGCGUUGGUGCUUGUCACCAAAGUGACUUUGGGCAAGUCACUAAACUGCUCUGUGCCUAAGUUUCCACAUCUGUAAAAUGAAGCUACUGCGUAUCUUCUCCAUAGUCCAAGGAUCAUGUGAGAAUAUGGGAAAAGUGCUAUGCAGUUUAUAUCAAAAUUUGCAAAUUUGUACUUUUUGACAAGUUGUUGGCUUGCAGUUUUUUCAAUUUGAAUUAGUUCACUAUUUUUAAAAAUUGGGUAUUUCACAGUGAAAUCUGGAUUUCUGACUUUUCUCAAUAAAUUCCAAAAACUACAGCAACACUGGAUCUGAUUCCCCGUUGGCAGUACACCACUAGUGCUGAUCAGUGGCUGCCCACUCUGGUCAAGGUAUUUAUGCCAGAAUUUCUCUAAGCUCCCACCCACCUGACAUUUUAUCUGCCCAUCCAUAACACUAGAAAAAGUACAAGGGAGAAGAGGGGGCCAGGUGUUGAAACCAAAGAGGAGGCUGGGAAUAGAAAAAGAAAAGUCACUGUGUCCACUCUGGCUAUCACACAUUUUACUACUCAGUUUCCUUUCAGUUUGAAGAAAAGGUUGCACUUGGUUUAAAGCAGGGUCUUUCUGGGACAGAGAUCUUGUGCCCAGCAGCCUAUGUGGAAUGGACUGAGUUAAUGUUUCUGCCUGGAGGUCACACUAAAGUCAGCUUGAGCCCAAUGGCUGCAGCAAUUAAUGUGAAGUAGCAUUAACCAGGUCUCACACCUACUCAAUUUUUAGAAGUAGUUGUCCUAAGAGGGAGAAUAGGCCUACAAUCCCAGGAAUCCCUGUGGGACAAGGUUAGCAUGUCCCUGGUAAGCCAGACCCACAAGCCACGCAAAUAAUUGCACCUGGCAUCCCACUGUGGAGCACGGUUCGUUUGUCUUGUUGGUUUAUUGGCCUAGAGUUGGACACACACACAAAUGCUGAGAUAAAUAUUGGUCAGUUUCUCUAAAUCUGGGUCCUCACUACAUAUAGAGCUAGAGUCUGUAGAAUUCUAAAUCUUGCGUGCUGUGGCACAGAACCAGUGGCCUUCCCACUCCACCCUCACCCUUCUUCCCAGGGAACAUGGGGAAAGCGGGCACUAACUGACAAGACUUGCUAGUUUUCCAAAGACAAAAUUGCAAAAACCCCAAAUUUCUAACAUCUGAAAUCCACAAUAUUCAAGUCCCCCAGUUCAAAUACAUAUAUUUUAAUCUCCAUUUUUGCCACAAUCUCAUUUGUUGCCCAGAACCACCAAAUUCCAGAAACUAUUUUCCUAAAUCAUAUUUUCAAAAAAAUAAAUGUCUACAAUCUCAGUUCUCCCAAAAUGUCCAUGGUUUUGGAAUUUUUACCUGUUCUGAAAUUCAAAUCCCCCACUCCAUCCUCAACGCCUUCCAUCUUCUGUGCAAGUUUGCCUCAGAUGAGUGCAAGGUAAGGAUAUAAGUGGACUCUCACCAAUUCUGCCCCCUGCCCUCGGUCUCUCUUGUGGUUCCGCUGUGUAUAUAUAUAUAUAAUUUGUGUGUAGAUAUAUAUAUGUAUUCUUUAUUAUGUAUUUUUUUCGCAGUUUUUCUAAAGUGCCAGAAACAAGAUUUGUGGGAAUUUUUUUGUGAUUUUUUUUUUUGCAUUUCCCCCGUUUUAAACUUUUCCCCCUUAAAAAUUGGAACUUGGUACAUUCAGUAGGAAACUCUUCACUCGGACUGUGGCCAAGACCAAGAAAAGUGCAAAGAGACAGAGGAGGAGUGAAGGAGCAACACUCCUCCGUGGUUAACAUUCAGGGAGUCUGUCAAAAACCUCCCCCUUCCUAUAUGCUGGGAGGCUAA